Molecule: messenger RNA, 2608 nt
Organism: Leptinotarsa decemlineata (Colorado potato beetle)
Lineage: Eukaryota; Metazoa; Arthropoda; Insecta; Coleoptera; Chrysomelidae
Gene: Exo84
Product: exocyst complex component Exo84
Biological process (GO): exocytosis; intracellular protein localization; Golgi to plasma membrane transport
Cellular component (GO): exocyst
Source: RefSeq, a predicted model, not a curated record
UGUUGGGUUAUUUUUAUCUCUAGUUUUUGUUUACGUCCUUAAAAUUUCCAAAAUGGAUUUUGGAAAAGAACCCAAUCUUCAGUUAUUGGGUUCUGAGGAUUUCAUACCUGAAAAGUAUGUCCGAGAUUUAUCUCAUAAUUAUGUGGGUGGAUCUGAACUUCAAACUCUUCGAAGAAAAAUACAAAUGCUCUCAGAAGAAACAAGUAACAAUCUCAAGAAAAAUGUUUAUCAAAAUUAUGUGCAAUUCAUUGACACAGCAAAAGAGAUUUCCCAUUUGGAAAGUGAAAUGUACCAGUUGUCACAUUUGCUCUCAGAACAAAAGUUAUUACUAAGUGCAUUGUCUACUACCUCCAUUUUAGAAGAUAGCACACCAGUUAAUAUAGAACGUGAAACUAAACUUAGUGAAAAAGACUUGGAGGAAGAAAACAAACAAAAAUUAGCAACAAUUUUGGAAAAAGUUGAAGGAUGUAAGGAAUUACUGGAAGUUCCAGGACGAAUAUUUUUGUAUGAAGGAGAUUUACUAGAGAUUGACCCGACUGAAAAUACUGCAUUGAAAAGUGUACAUGUAUACUUGUUUACUGAUGGAUUUAUGAUUACAAACAGAAACUCAAACAGCCGGGGUUUGAUGAAGUACAUUUAUGAAAUUAUUUAUGAUCUAAGUAGUCUAGCUGUUGUCAAUGUGAGGGAUUUGGGAAAUAUUAAACAUGCUUUCAAAUUAUUGAUUUUUCCGGAUACCAGAGUGUUUCAGUGUUCAUCAAAUUCAAAUAAGAAAGAAUGGUUGGAUAAGUUUGAUAUUGCAAAGAAGACGAGAUUAGCACAAGAGCAACAAAAAAGAGAAUCAGUUGUAGAAAAAUCCCCGUCUCGUUCAGCUUCGAUGGAAUCACCAAGUUUCAAUCCAUUCGGUGAGGUAGAAGAGGAUACAGGACUGGUUCAUCCAGAAUGGUUUAUAGAUUUACCAGAAGAACUUGAUGUAUGUGUUGCACAAAGACACUUUGAAGAAGCGUUGGUUUUAUUACAGAAAGCCAACGAUUAUAUUAAUGAGUGUCUUACCACGAAUGACCAAUUAGAUCACGUAAUGAUUGAUAUCCAAAGGAAGGUGGAACAAAGACAAAAUAAUCUCACAGAAGUUUUCAUGAAGGAACUUGAAGUUAAUCCCGAUAAAUCUUUGCAAGGUGGUUUACGAGCAGCAAGAAGGGCAGUGAGAUUACUAAAUCAGUUAGGAAGGUCAACGCAGUCUUGCAACCUGUUCCUCAAACUAUGUAGCAGUAUGUUAAAAAAUCAAUGUAAGAGGGUUAAAAGAGAGGGAUCUACUGCAACCUAUGUCAGACAUCUUUCAAGUGUAGUGUUUACAAACAUGUGUCACAUGUCUGAAGAAUUUUUGAGAGCAUUUCAAGAUUCACCCACUUGUGCUUCAGCAUAUGUUAUGUGGGCCAGCAGUGAAUUGUCUCUUUUCACAACCCAUUUUAUAAAACAAGUAUUCAUGCCGCAAACUUCGCUUUCAACAAUUGCUGAAUGUGUAGUAUUCAUAAGGACACAAUGUGAAAGGCUUUAUAGUUAUGGAGUUGAUUUGUGCUAUCAGCUGGAUGGAUCGUUAAUGUCUUCCUUGACGAAAGCUCUGAAGGAUGCCAGAGAUAAACUUAUUGAUUCAGUGAAAUUGAGGGCUAUUGACGAUAAGUGGAUUCCAAUAAAUUUGCAUUCAAAGUCAGCACUGGCGAGGUGUCUCCAGGAGCAUGCCCAAAUGGGUCUUCAUUUAGAGAGUUACAUCACAGGUGAUACGUGGCUACAACUCACACCCAGUACAUUAGCUUUCACUAAAAUGUUCCUGCUAUUUUUGAAUGAUUGUUUGAAGUUAAAAACCAAUGAAUUGAUGUUUACUAUCGAUGAAAUGCUUUAUAGUGUUUUUGAGGCCCAAGUGAGACAUAAUGAAAAUUCCCUUCGAAUUGAAAUGAAUCAAGAUCAAAGGCAGUUUCUAACAAAAAAUGCAGAGUUUUUAUUAGUACACCUGCUGGAAGUUACCCAAAAAACAUAUAAGGAUCAUGUUGGCUAUGAAUGUUCUACUCUUUCCAAACUUCAGGAAGAGUAUUCAGCAUUAACAAAGGGAAUUUCUCCUUCUACAAGAAAUAUCAAAACUGUUUAUUCUUCAGAUUUUUUAUAAUCUACUUCAACUCUUUUUAAAAUAAAAGUGUAAUACUUUGCUUAAGAUCAGUGUGAAUUAUUGUUCCACCAAUGAAAAAAUUGACUGAUUUUGUUAAUUUAAAGUAAAUUUAAAAAUCAAACGUAUCCAGCAGUUUCAAAAUUUAUCUUUGUAAUUAUUGAUAUUCUCAUCUGUUUUUUUAUGUACUAUGUGUCACUAAAAGUGAUAGUUUUUAGUGUCGCCAAUUUUAGUUGAUUUAUAUCACUUUCUAGUGAUAUUUCCACGUUUGAAGAAAAAUAGUUGAUUUAUUGGAAAAUAGUUUCGUGUAGGUCGAAUAAUUGACAGGCUCACCUAGAGGUUGUUCGUCAAUCUUCAUGCUCGCCACACAAAACAUUAUUUUUUCUGCUGAUGAAAUAGUGUAUUAUUAAUUGUAGAAUGGUAAUAAUAAAGGACCUACAAAUACUAGAAUUUUCA